Molecule: messenger RNA, 999 nt
Organism: Cyclocybe aegerita
Lineage: Eukaryota; Fungi; Basidiomycota; Agaricomycetes; Agaricales; Hemipholiotaceae
Source: the annotation of a GenBank genome assembly
AUGCACCCCGACCACCUCGCCGUCGUCCUCGACCUCUCCCCGGCCCACUGGCACCGCCCGCCCCUCCCCCUCGACCGUUUUCUCGCCCACAUCCUCGUCUUCCUCAACGCCCACAUCGCCGCCCGCCCGGAGAACACCCUCGCCGUAUUCGCCGCUCUCCCCGGCCGCGCCCCCCUCCUCUACCCCGACCCCGACGCCGCCGACCAGCCGCCCCCCGCCGACCCCAACGUCUAUCCGCCGUUCCGCCGCCUCGACUCCAUCGUCACCGCCCGUAUCGCCCAUGAGCUCGACAGCCUCACCCCCGAUGAGUCGCUGCUCACUGCCCCCUCCGCCCUCGUCGGCGCGCUCACCAAGGCUCUUUGUUACAUCAACCGCCUCAACCUCGCAACCUCCCAGGUUGAUCCGCGCAUCCUCGUGCUCUCUGUCUCGCCAGACCUCUCCACUGCCUACAUACCCAUCAUGAACUCUAUUUUCUCAGCCCAGAAACUGAAAGUCACUAUUGACGCAUGUCAGGUCUUUGGUCCCGACACCGUGUUCCUCCAGCAGGCCGCUCACCUCACCGGAGGCUCCUACCUCCAUCUGACAGAGACCAGCGCUCUCCUCCAGUACCUUAUCAUGUCCUUCCUGCCGCCCCCUGCGAUCAGAAAGGUUCUCGCCGUGCCAACACAAGACAGGAUCGACUUCCGCGCGGCAUGCUUCUGUCACAAAAAUAUCGUCGAUAUCGGCUUCGUCUGCUCCGUCUGUCUCUCCAUCUUCUGUCAGCCGGUCCCAGUCUGCUCUACGUGUCGCACCAAAUUCCCUAUCAAGACCCUUCAGCGGCUCAAUGCGUCGAGGCCUCUGGCGACACCGGCCACCCCGUCAUCUGCACGGCCAUCGCCCGCCGCCACACCAGCCCAGCCCUCCGCGGAGACGCCACGCCACAGAGCCCCGUUGCUCACGGGAGAAUUCGCUCAGAACGGAGCCUCCUCGCAGCCUGUGACGAAUGGCUCGAAGUAUUGA